AGCAUCAGCUGUUGCAAUACAAAGAUGAGCUACUAGACGUAUUGUUCCGCAGAUGUGGGAAGCCCGACUGUGGCGAGAGGGUGGCGGCAGCGCCUGAAAGCCAAGAGAGGCUGAAAAAUGAGGAUUAUGGCGCUUUGAGGACUUGCUUUUGCGUUCACGUCUUAUCGGCCAGUGUGUCUCAGCUGCCACACGCAAGUCGCCUUUCCGCCUCUAUCGUCACCACCGCUGCUGCGGGGUAGCCAUGGCGACCAGUGCUGUGCCAAGUGACAACCUGCCAACGUACAAGCUCGUGGUGGUGGGAGACGGUGGCGUCGGAAAGAGCGCGCUCACCAUCCAGUUUUUCCAAAAGAUCUUCGUUCCAGAUUACGAUCCCACCAUUGAGGACUCUUAUCUCAAACACACCGAGAUUGACGGACAGUGGGCCAUACUGGACGUGCUGGACACAGCCGGCCAGGAGGAGUUCAGCGCCAUGAGGGAGCAGUACAUGAGAACGGGAGACGGCUUCCUCAUUGUCUUCUCUGUGACGGACAAGGCCAGCUUUGAACACGUUGACCGCUUCCAUCAGCUUAUACUACGGGUUAAAGACAGGGAAGCCUUUCCUAUGGUCCUGGUGGCAAACAAAGUGGACUUGGUCCAUUUGAGAAAGAUCACCACUGACCAGGGCCAAGAAAUGGCUGCAAAACAUAAUAUAACUUAUAUUGAAACCAGUGCCAAGGAUCCUCCAAUGAAUGUGGACAAGGCCUUUCACGAGCUGGUCCGUGUUAUAAGGCAACAAGUCCCAGAGAAGAACCAGAAGAAGAAGAAGAAGAUGAAAUGGAGGGCGGAACGUUCCACAGGUUCUCACAGGCUCCACUGUGUCAUUUUGUGACCUCCUUCGUCCUCGAGUCAUUCCCGCAUUACACACACACACGCGCGUGCACACACACACACACACAUUUUUGGAUGUCAGGGAACUCCUCAGCAGUCAGUGACUACUGGAGCACAAAAAGGGAGACGCUUUGGGUAGGAGCGUGUUUGGGUGGCUCUCCAGGAGGAGUCUUUCUCCCCUCCAUUGGGGCCCCUGGGAAAGAUUUUUAUCCCGCCCCUUUCCGUGUUAAUAUUGACCCAGAAGGACUGAUUUGGUGUCUUUUUUUAAAGCAGACUCUGUGGGGGCGGGGAAAUGAAAUCACAAAAAAGGGUUUUCCGGAGCACUUCACCCCCGCCACCCCUCCCUCCCCGCCAUCUCGCCAGGUAGAAGAGCACCCGUGUCGUCCGUGAACUGGUGUUCUCUCCGCAUAGUGGAAGACGGGGGGGAAAUGUGGCUUUGUGAUAUUUGAUGAGGGUCGAAGCGCGAGCGCCCUGUGGCCACAUGACCAGAGGUGGAACGCCGUGUUGAAGCGAGCGGAGGAGACGUGACACGAAGAGCACGUGCCAUGCUUGAGCAGUGAUCGUGUGUGUGUGUGUUCUUCUCAGCUGUGUUGUGAUUGUACAUGAAGGUCGCCGUGUGUGCGACUGAAGGGUUCACACGUCAAAAUGGCGUGUUCCCUUUAGAACUGCCACUGUACAGUAUACUCGCGCUGAACUGUUUCACACAUCCGUUGGAGUAUUGGGGUCACACUGGAAAUCAAAUAGUUCAAUGAGGACGAAACAACGCAAAUCUGAAUUUUGGAGAAGGAAAAAGUCACAUGGUCAACAGGUUAGCAUCAAUCAUUGUUUCUGAAACGUGGCGAAGAUUGAACAAAAGCAUACGCUUAGUCUUGUAAUAACACGACUGUAUUGUUGUGAAAUGUACAACUUUUUCUUGGAACAUUACAAAUGCAUUCCGGUAAAAUUAUAAAAAAAUGUUCCUGUUCAUUUUUCAAUAUGACUUCAGUGUGAGGAAAUUAAAUCUUUCGUAUUAUUACACAUUUAAGACUGUAAAAUUCAAACUUUCUUGUAAUAUUUCAUGUUUUUAGUACAACUUCAUUCCCAUAAAAAAUUGGACAUUUUCUCUUGGAAUAAUGUGACUGUAUUUUCAUAUAAUUUAAUUUUUUUUAAAAUUAAUAUUACACAUUUAUUCCCGUAAAAUUACAACCUUUUCCUGUAAUAUUUCGAGUUUUUUCCAAUUACUACAACUUUAUCCCCAUAAAAAUGAAAACUUUCUUGUAAUAUUUCAUGUUUUUAGUACAACUUCAUUCCCAUAAAAAAUUAGACAUUUUCUCUUGGAAUAAUGUGACUGUAUUUUCAUAUAAUUUAACUUUUUUUAAUUAAUAUUACACAUUUAUUCCGUAAAAUUACAACUUUUUCCUGUAAUAUUUCAAGUUUUUUCCAAUUAUUGCAACUUUAUCCUCAUAAAAAUGAAAACUUUCUUGUAAUAUGACCUUAUUCUCACAUUACCAUACACGUAAUAUGUAAUAUUGUAUUAAUAUUACAAAUUUAAGCCAGUAAAAUUACUUUACUUUACUAAAAUGGCUUUUUCUUGAAAUAUUUCAAGUUUUUUCCUAUUCUUCUUCUUCUUAUUAUUAUUAUUAUUAUAACUACUUUACUAAAAUUACUUUCUCUCGUAAUAUUUCAGGUUUUUUCCUACUAAUAUUACAACUUUAUUCCCAUAAAAUGAAUACUUUGUUGUAAUAUGACAGAAAAUUACACGUUUUUUGUAUUAAGAUGAUACAUUUAAGCCUGUAAAAUUAAAACUUUUUCUUGUAAUAUUACAAGGUUUUUUUCCCUCCCCAUUAUUACAACUUUAUUCCUAGAAAAUUGAAACUUUUUCUUGUAAUAAAGUGACUUUAUUCUCGUAGAAUUGCAUGGUUUUUAUGCAUUAAUAAUGACACAUUUUAUCCCUGUAAAAAAAACCUUUUUUGUAAUAUUUUUGUAAGUUUUUUCUUGUAAAAUGACUUGUGUAUUAAUAUUACACAUUUAUCCCCUUAAUUUUUUUGUGAAAUUAUCUCCCAUCAAAUUAAAACUUUUUUUUUAAAUUAAAUAUUAUGACUUUAUUCCUGUUAAAAAAAAACAAAAAACAAAAACGGUGAAUAUCUAACUUUAUUCUUGUGUUUAGGACUCUUGCAAAUCUUUGAUUGUGUCCGUUUAGUAUUGUUGUUUUGUCGUUUUCGCUGUGGCCCUAAUACUCCAUCGUUUUUUGGGUCAUUUUUUAAUGUUUAUUUUCAAAAGAAAAUUCCCAAUUGCUUUAUUUAGUGUUUUCUAGCUGUGAAGGCAAGGUGUCGAUAUGAGCAUGUGCCACUAGGUGGCAGUGUAAACCAGUUGUAAUGCUGCGCUGGGUGCUACAGUCUACACAGGCUUCAAAUGCCAACAUGGACAUUUUGACUCUGUUUUCUCGUACGUGGGAGCUUUGCGGACGGCACCCGUGAAUUCAGGUCGACGUCGUAAGACCAAUCAGUACAAGGGACAGCACACAUUCAAAUUGGAGCCUACCUCCGUGACGCAAUACGACAAUGGGACAUUUCGGGGGAGGUGCGUGGGAAUGUAGAACUGAAUAACCGAUGAAAUGGCUCGUACUGUUAACGCACUAAAACAAUUUUUGUCUGAAUGGGAUUCUGUCUAUCAAAAGAAAAACACAUUUGCACUUUUUAAUGCGACGUCGGGACUUUCCUAUCGAGGCAUGUGGUUUACUUUUCCAGUCUGUCAGAGAAAACACAAAAGGCACGCUCCGAACGCUUUUGAAUGUAAAGUCAAGAAGGAAAACCAAGCAGCAAAAAAAGUGAUGUAGUGUUGUAGACGAGUGUGUGUGUGUGUGUGUGUGUGGGGGUGCUUGUUGUAUUACUGAGAACUUGCAACGAGACCAAAAUUGUUGUUUAGGUAUUAAAAGAAGCCGAUAGCGAACGGCACACAAAUUCACCUCAGCAUGAAAGUGAAAAAGGCCAACCUCAGCAAAGGAAAAGGAAGGAAUGAUUAAAAGAGUUAAAGGGAAGUACACCGUGUACCCAUUUUCAAAAAUGAAUGUCUCACGUUGCGUUGUGUGAGUUUGAUACCAUUUUGUAUUAUUGAUAUGAAAGUGUCUUUUUAAAACAAUAAUUUAUUCAUGGACGUUACCUCAGCGUGUCCCAGACCUGGACAAAAAAAAAAAAAAAUCUAUACCGUACAUCCCCGACCAUUUUCUUCUUUUACGGGGACUUAAGACGGCUUCUAGGCCUUUCUUUGCCUUUUGAGCUCAAGCAUGACGAGACGUGAGGACACAUGUGGACCAAGUUGGACUUCAGUCAUUGCGAGGAUGGCCGUGUUUGUUAUCAAUGCAUUUUGAAUGAAAGCAAAGCAAUUAGGCGGGGAUCUACUGGAUUUGUCUUGACGCCAGCUAAAUGAAGAUCAGUUCAGCACGUCUGUGUGAGCUAGCAGAUGGUUAGCUUAGCCUAGCAGAAAAAGCUACAAAUGGAUGUGUCUGUUGAAAUGACGAAAACACCAAAGUAACUUAUGGCCUUCAUGCGGAGGUGUUGAAAAUCGGCCCGUAUCUAGUACUGUGUUUUACUGGACCUCUUUUUCAAAUUCAAUUCAUGCAUUAGAUAUCCUUUAACACAAAUAUCGAUGUUUUCGUCAGACCGCUUAGUAUAUUUUAAUGUACAUUGGAAGGUUUUUGGCACCUUUAAAUGUUAUGCAAUGCUAAAAAAAAUGUACCCUUGUGCUUAAAAAAACGGAUUCAAGGCCUUAUGCUGUGUUCAAAAAAAUCUUAGCCCAAUGCUGUGCCAAGCAGCUGUUUUUAGCCUUAGGCUAUGUUAAAAAAAAAAUCUAAGCCUAAUGCUAACAGUUUAUUGCCCUUAUGCUAUGUUUAAAAAAAAAAAAUCGUAAUGCUACGCUUAAAAACCGCUUCUAGGCCUUAUACUAUGUUUAAAAAAAAAAUAUUAGCCUAAUGCUAAAAACUGUUAAAAAUAAAAAAAUCCUAGCGUAAUGCAACGCCAAGCACUGUUUUUUAGCCCUUAUGCUUUGUUUGAAAAAAAAAACAAAACUUAGCCUAAUGCUAAUUGUUUCUUGCCCUUACGCGAUGUUAAAAAAUAUAAAAUAUCUUAGCCGAAUGCUAAGCUUAAAAACUGUUUCUAGGCCUUAUGCUAUGUUCCAAAAAAAAUCUUAGCCUAAUGCUAACAGGUUCUUGUCCUGAUGAUGUGUUCAAAAAUUCUUUGUCUAAUAUCAUGCAGAGCACCUAUUUUUAGCCUUAAAGAAAAACUGCACUUUUUAAAAAAUGUUGCCCAUCAUCCACAAUCCUUAUGUGAGACAUGAACACAUAUGUCAUUCUCUUUUCUGUGUGUUUUAAAGACAUAAAAACAACCAGCUCAUUGCUGCACGUGUGGGACACACUUAAUCCUCCUAUAGUCGUCUGAAAAAGUCUCCAAAAAGCGCCAACAAUGCUCCAUUUACAUAUCAUGUGACGUGCAUAUUAAACAAGCCACAGUGACCUUGUUAUUAUUAUUAUUAUUAUUAUUAUUAUUAACAUUAUUACGCCGAGCAAACUACAUUACUGCCGUAUUAACACUUAGCCAUACCACAACGGCUAGCUACUAGCUUCACCACAGACUCGCCCGUAGCGCGUCAGCGUCGUAAGGCUACAUAUUCAAGAUGCCACCACUGCUGCUGUGUUUUUAUUUCUGAGUUUGGAAAAGUUUACGCUAGGUGUAGGCGUUCGCUUCUACGACGUUGCUGUGUGGAAUCAAUGCACUGAGCAGGGAAGCUUCGGUAAUGCUUACAAUGGCCAAAAUACGCAAAAUACUGCAAGUAUGACAUGUUAUCAUGAAUGUACCUUUACUACGUGGCCACAGCAUGGAUGUAAAACCAUGUUGGAGGUGUUUGGAGGUGGUUUAAUAGCAGUCUUUGUAGACGGCAUAUCCCAUUACAUGCACUACUGAGCUGACUGUUUAUAUCUUUAAAACACACAGAAAAGAGAAAGCCAUAUGUGUUCAUGUCUCACGUAAGGAUUGUGGAUGAUGGGCAAAGUUACAAAAAAAAAGUACAGUUUUCCUUUUAAUGCUGUGUUAAAAGAACCUUAGCCUAAUGCCAACAACUGUUUUUGCCCUUAUGCUAUGUUAAAAAAAAAUGUAAUCUCAUGCCAAGCUUAAAAAUAGUUUCUAGGCUUCAUGCUAUGUUAAAAGAAACAUUUAAGCCUAAUGUUAGCCAGUUUCUUACCUUGAUGCUGUGUUCAAAAAUCCUUGCCAAGCACCUGUUUUUAGGCCUAAUGCUAUGUUUAAAAAAAUCUGUUGUUUAAAAAUCUUUUUCUAAUGUUGUUUCUUGACCUUCUGCUAUGCUAAAAAAAUAUUUGCCUAAUGUGAUGUCAAGCACCAGUUUUUAGCCCUUAUGAUAAAAGAACCUUAGGUUAAUGCUAACAACUGUUUCUUGCCCUUAUGCUAUGUUACAUUUUUUUUUUUUAGCUAAAUGCGAUACCAUACACCAGUUUUUAUCCCUUAUGCUAUGUUAAAAAUAUCUUAGCCUAAUGCUAACCUUAAAACCGGGUUAGCUAAAUGCGAUACCAUACGCCAGUUUUUAUCCCUUAUGCUUUGUUAAAAAAAAUCUUAGCCUAUUGCUGUUUCUUGCCCUGAUGUUUAAAAAAAAAUAAUCUCAGCCUAAUAUAAUGCCAAGCAACUGUUUUUAGCCCUGCUAUAUUAAGAAAAAACUGAGCCUAAUGCUAACAACUGUAUCAUGCCUAUAUGCUAACAAAAUGUUAGCCUAAUGCUAUACGUCAAGCAACUGUUUCUAAGCCUUACAUUAAGCGAUUAGCGUUUGUUUUAUGAUUUUAAAAAAAGUACCCGUUUUUGCCCCUAUUCUGAACUAAACUAAUGUUUCUAGCUCUAAUGCAACAGUUUCUUGCCCUUACGUUAAUGCUAAAUGCGCUAAUGCCAUGCUAACAAACAAAAUGCUAUUCUCUUAUGCUAGGCUGAGCUACUAUCUUAGCUGCACAGACAAGAUGCUGUCCAACGACUCCGUUGAGAAGACCAAACUAAUGUAUCAACUGGGUGUUCUAUUCAUAUCGAUAUUUUUUUUUUUUAAAGGAGUUAACUGUUCGAUGAAUAUCUGAUACAAGGAGAAACACGCUGAUGUUUGUUUUGAACCGCUGAAAGUGAAUAAAGUGUUGUUAAACCCUGAACGUUAAUGUGAGCUAAACUGAGCACUUUUCUUUUCACACGUUUUUCUUUUUGUUGUUGUUGUUUUGUUUUGUUUUUAAAAGGCCAUUGUAAUGUUUUAGAUUUGCAUUGUUUAAACAAAGAAAAAGAUACACUCGUGGUUAAAUGUGUUUGUUGUCUUGUAUCUGAGGAGCUAGCGGAGGUGCAAACUGUGCCUUUUUACCUAGCCUCAGGGGGCCAGCAAAGAAAUAAAAGUCAUUUAAAAAACAA
Messenger RNA from Dunckerocampus dactyliophorus (ringed pipefish), 7280 nucleotides. RefSeq names its product ras-related protein M-Ras. Bases 242 to 868 code for a protein of 208 amino acids. Gene Ontology annotation, biological process: signal transduction. Gene Ontology annotation, cellular component: plasma membrane. The record is from RefSeq and is a predicted model, not a curated record. The transcript has 6 exons. Lineage: Eukaryota; Metazoa; Chordata; Actinopteri; Syngnathiformes; Syngnathidae. Gene Ontology annotation, molecular function: GTPase activity; GTP binding; GDP binding.